Amaranthus tricolor (Joseph's coat) is the source of this 4729-nucleotide messenger RNA. RefSeq names its product probable receptor-like protein kinase At5g24010. Gene Ontology annotation, cellular component: plasma membrane; plasmodesma. The record is from RefSeq and is a predicted model, not a curated record. Gene Ontology annotation, molecular function: transmembrane receptor protein tyrosine kinase activity; ATP binding. The transcript has a single exon. Bases 235 to 2715 code for a protein of 826 amino acids. NCBI's taxonomy places the organism in Eukaryota, Viridiplantae, Streptophyta, Magnoliopsida, Caryophyllales, Amaranthaceae. Gene Ontology annotation, biological process: protein autophosphorylation.
GAGAACACCAUCCAUCCAUUAAUCCAUAAGACAUAAACGGUCCUUAUUCUUCCUUUUGUCACAUUAAACAAUUUCAAAUUUUUCCUUAACUUUAAUGUUUUCCACUGUCAUAUCUUUAACUUGCUUCUUCUACAAUCAUUUUCUUUCUAGCAGUAUCCACCAUUACUACCAAAUUUAUGCAAUAAUACUUCUAUUAAGCUUAAUGACACAUUUUUCUACCAAUACCAGACAAAAAUGGUUACACAAAUCACCAUUUCUUGUUUUUCUCUGCUAAUUUUCUGUUGUUUGAGCUGUUUUUGUGUCGCUUCUUAUUACCCACCUGAUAAUUAUCUUAUAAAUUGUGGUUCGAACAUUAAUACUACAAUUGAAAAUCGUGUUUUUGUUGGUGAUUCGACAAAACCCAGGUUUCUUUCUAUUUAUUCUUCUGCUAAAUCGUCACAAAUUUCUGUUUCUAACCUUGACCCAUCUACAAAUUCACUUUUAAUUUAUAAUUCGGCUAAAGUUUUCUUAGGUGGGUCUACUACAUAUGAAUUCAACAUCAAAAAGAUAGGAAUUCAUUUGGUACGUUUUCAUUUUUGGCCUUUUAAAUCUCAAAAUUAUAAUCUUAGUUCAGCUAUUUUUAGUGUUUCUGUUAAUGGGUAUUCACUAUUUCAUGGUUUUAGACCUUCUAUGAUGUCUUUAAGAGAAUUUAUAGUGAGAUUGAAUAGUAAUAAGCUUGAAAUUAUGUUUACUCCUGAUGUUAGUGGAAUCAGUUUUGGUUUUGUUAAUGCAAUUGAAGUGAUUUCAGCUCCUGAUAACUUGAUUCUUGAUUUUGGGGUGAUGAAUAUUUAUAAUAAUGGUAAAAAAGAGUAUAAGAAUUUAUCUUCUCAGAUUUUAGAGCCUGUUCAUAGGAUUAAUGUGGGUGGUUUGAAGAUAACCCCUUUUAAUGAUACCCUUUGGAGGACUUGGAUUCCUGAUGAUGAUUAUUUGGUUUUACAAUCAGCAGCUAAAAGAGUGAGCACAAAUCAUGCCCCUAAUUACAAACCUAGUGGUGCUAGUAGGGAGGUUGCACCUGAUCAUGUUUACAUGACUGCACAGGAGAUGAAUAGUAAUGUGACUGGUUUGGAUGAUUAUAAUAUAACCUGGAAUUUUCCUGUGAUUGAUCAUGUUCAGUAUGUUGUGAGACUGCAUUUUUGUGACAUUGUUAGUAUUGGGCUUAACCAGCUCUAUUUCAAUGUGUUUAUCAAUGGUUUGAUGGCAUAUAAGGACUUGGAUUUGUCGGAUUUAACGUUCCAUACGCUUGCAUCUCCUUAUUAUCUGGAUUUUGUUGUGUGGAUGGACCAUUCUGGACCUAUUCAGGUUAGUGUUGGUCCAUCUGCAUUGAGUACUUCUAUGAAGAAGAAUGCUAUUUUGAAUGGAGUUGAGAUCAUGAAGAUAGUAAACAGUAAGGUUACUGGAUCUGGAUCCCACAAACGGACAAUGUGGAUCGUUUUCGGGUCUGUCCUUGGAGGUGUUGUUCUGUUGAGCUUUGUGGUGGUGGGUGUUUUGGUUGCGUGUAAAUGCAGAAAGAAACAAAAACCAGCAUCGGAAAGUGCAGGUUGGACGAAUUUGCGUACAACAGGAGGAAGCAUGUUUAGUAGAGUUACAGAAAGUAGUACUUCUCCACACAGAAGUGGAUUAAAGAUCCCUUUUGAGGAAAUUCAAUAUGCAACAAAUAAUUUUGACAGAACUUUGAUAAUCGGAACUGGUGGGUUUGGGAUGGUGUUCAAAGGAGUCCUUAGAGAUGGUAGGAAAGUCGCUGUAAAACGAGGCAUGCCUGGGUCUAGGCAGGGUCUUCCAGAGUUCCAAACUGAAAUAUCGGUUCUAUCCAAGAUCAGACAUCGUCACCUUGUUUCUAUGGUUGGAUACUGUGAAGAGCAGUCGGAAAUGAUCCUAGCAUACGAGUAUGUCGAGAAAGGGCCAUUGAAGAAGCAUCUAUACGGUGGCGGAUCACCAGUAUUAUCGUGGAGGCAGAGGCUUGAUAUUUGCAUUGGUGCGGCUAGAGGUCUUCAUUACCUUCACACAGGUUUCGCACAGGGAAUCAUCCAUCGAGAUGUCAAAUCUACCAACAUUUUACUCGAUGAAAGCUAUGUUGCCAAAGUAGCUGAUUUUGGUUUGUCAAGGUCUGGCCCACAUCUUGAUCAGACUCAUGUUAGCACUGGUGUAAAAGGUAGUUUCGGUUAUCUCGAUCCAGAAUAUUUCAGAAGACAGCAACUCACAGAUAAAUCAGACGUUUAUUCGUUUGGAGUUGUAUUGCUCGAAGUUUUAUGUGCUAGACCAGCAGUAGAUCCCUUACUUACGAGGGAACAGGUUAAUUUAGCUGAAUGGGCAUUAGAAUACCAAAAGCAAGGCCUCCUAGAACAAAUCAUCGAUCCUCGUCUUAAGGAUGAAAUAAAACCAAGCUGUUUAAAAAAAUUCGGAGAUACAGCACAGAAAUGCUUAGCAGAAUAUGGUGUAGAUAGGCCGACUAUGGGCGAUGUUCUGUGGAACUUGGAGUACGCAUUGCAGCUUCAAGAGGGUCAAUCUACAACAGUGACAGACGAUACAAGUGACACAUUUACUACCGAAAUUUCAGUUUCAAGAGUCGUUCUUCCUGCUCCAACCACUGUUAUUCCCAUUGGUGAUACAAGUGACGAGAAUUUAUGCAAGUCAUCCAGUGAAGUUUUCUCACAGUUGGUGACCAGUGAUGGCAGAUAGCCCAAAAUGUGGUAAUUCAAGCCUUAGCUGGUUGAUAUUCUCAGCAUUUUGUGCUGUUGGUAAUUAGCUUUUGAUUGUUUAUUGCAUUAACUACUAAAGUUUUUGAAUUCAAUAUUCACUUCUAUAUUGUGCAUAUAUAAAAAUUCUCACUCAAUGAAUUGAAAUAUGCUCAGUAAUCAGGACUUUGACAAGAUCUUUAGCAUAAAAGAAAAUCUUACUUUUUUUUUUCCUAAGUAUUUUUUUUGGGCAAAUCUAAUUUUACUGUGUAUUUACCAAAGGAAUAGAGAGGCACACAACAAGAUCAAACCCUAAGUCAAAAGAGGCUAAGCUACAAUGAACUCUCAUGAAUUGCGUCGGUAUCAACAUAAUUCGCUAGAUAAUUCACUUUUUGAAUUCGCGAUUUGCUCAAAUGACCCAAAAGUAGCCCAAAAUUGACUGUAGUUCGCGUUUCGCGAUUUGUGAUUCGUGAGAAGAUUAGCGAAUUAUGUGAUAUUGGUCAGUAUAAAACUCCACCUUAGCUUCUACGAAGGGUUGAUAGAGUUCACCCUGCAUGUGCAAGAGAGAACAACUAGCAAAGCUUUUAACCAAAACAAAGCAAAAGCAGACGGUCAGUGCAAGAUCUUUACACAACCAGUAAUACUUAAACUUGCAGAAAGUUGCUUGAAGCUGUCCAAAGUACCAUCAGUUUUACAUUAUACCACAAUACCGAGCUAGUUAAAUUCUUACAGCCUUUAUUCUAACAUACCCUAUUUAAAAAUGUAGAAUGGCCUAGACUGUUGUACUGAUAUUAACAACUAACGUUUCAAUGUUGCAUUUGUAUUGUACAUCUUUUUUUCAAUCACAAGAGAACGCCUUUGUUCCGGCUCAAAAGGUGUAAUUUUUAUUUCAUGGGUUUCGAGAGAUAGAUAUAGCCUUCUUGUUAUACAAUGAAAGCCUUCACAAUGUUUAGCAGCAUAAAAGGGUUCACUCGUGUAAUAAACUAAGAAGCUGUGGCCUUUUGUAGUUUCCGCGACUGCUACUGAAUCAUCACUCUAGAAAUUAUACAGACAAUGCAAUUUCCUCGUUUAUUUGAUGUCCAGCAUUGUUUGUGUUUGUUCAUUGCUUAAGUUGCUCUUUUAAGUUGUAUCCAAUAGGGUUUUUCUCACUCAGGUCUGGUCUUAACCUGAUUUUAGCCGUUCUGGUCUGUUCCAUGAAAUCCAAUCUAAACAGGUCCAUUCCUGGUUCUGAAACGAUGCACAGGCUUAAGUCUAUUUAUCUACUGCUUGUGCCUGAGCAUUCCAUACACACAGUUCAACUCAAUGGUAAUUUCUCCUUAUUUGCUGAAGAUUAUUGAAUGAAGGAAUCGAAUAAUAUUGAUAAGGUAGCCUGUUGUUUGCUUGUAUCGAAUCUUCUUGUCUUCUUUUACAAGUUGAUCACCUUUAAUUCAUUGAUGGUGCCUUGCUGAACAUCUGAUAAUAUGGUGCAUUUUGCAAUUACUGAAGCAACCCAGUGUCAUUGCAAACUCCGGACUCACAAUUGAUUCCACUGCCCGGAUUCGAGUUUUUGACAUAUCAGCUACUUUUUGUAACAGGUUAGGAAGAUACAACCUCGUACGAAAUUACAAUCAACGUAAUGGUACGCCUGUGAGGUACACAAGAUGAUGCUGCAACAACUGCACUCGUGUCCCCCUCAAAAAUGAAUCUCGGUAAAUGUUACGAGGAAAAACACUCGGGGAUAUAAUACCAACUUCAGGUAUACGUUUCCAUGGUGACAGACACAAAAAAAAUAUCCAUGGUUACAUAAUGAAAAACCUUCAAAGCAAAUUGAUACAAUUGGUCUUUUCGAUUGAUACCUAGAUGUCACAUAAUUUUUCUACUGUCUCUACUAGUAGUUGCUAAAUUAGCAUCAUAAAUUUAUUACAGAACAUUCAAUAAUAUUAUAUUAAUGCACUACGCACUAUAAAAGGAAAAGAAUAAUCCAUGUGAAUGACAACUAAUAAUUAUCUAUUUGCUCAUGAGAAUAAACAGUAUAAAAU